Messenger RNA from Pecten maximus, 4350 nucleotides. Its product is annotated as zinc transporter ZIP13-like. The coding region runs from base 191 to 1309 and encodes 372 amino acids. Gene Ontology annotation, biological process: zinc ion transmembrane transport; intracellular zinc ion homeostasis. The record is from RefSeq and is a predicted model, not a curated record. Gene Ontology annotation, molecular function: zinc ion transmembrane transporter activity. The transcript has 9 exons. Lineage: Eukaryota; Metazoa; Mollusca; Bivalvia; Pectinida; Pectinidae. Gene Ontology annotation, cellular component: membrane.
AAUUUUGAGCAAAUAUAUAUUAAGUAGAACGAAACGAAACUAGACAUUUUGUGCGAAUGCGAAACUACCACCCAUCAGCUAAAUUAGGCCAGCUUUACUUGUGAUCAGAGUUCAAGGUCGGAAAACACCUUCCUGUCUAAGAUCAACUUUGUUCAAAGUUUACUUGUUAUCUCCGACCUGACUGUCACCAAUGGCUAUCGGAGGACAGUUGAUGUUAGGGAUCGUUAUCUACGGGCUGCUGAUAAGUCUGGCAGAUGGAGAAAUACACCGGGCAAAGACAAAUCAUAAAAGCGGGGGACGAGGUAGUCGAGACAUAGACGUGGCAAAAGAGAACCUAGCAGACGAUAUGUUUGGUUCUCAAGAGUUAAAUACUUGGAUUUAUGCGAGUUUGGCUUCUAUACUUGUCGGACUAAGUGGUAUUCUUCCACUUCUUGUCAUCCCCAUUGAUGCUGGUCCAGCGUUAAAACAUGGUGCUGCUGCCAACAAGUUGAAGUUGCUGUUGAGUUUUGCUGUCGGAGGUCUGUUAGGAGAUGUGUUCCUCCAUUUGUUACCGGAGGCCUGGAAACAUUUAAACAAAGGAGAACACAACCAUGAUGGACACAUGCAGGUCGGCCUCUGGGUGCUAGCAGGUAUCAUCUCAUUCCUCCUGAUAGAGAAAAUAUUUGCAAAAGAAGGAGAAUUUGAUCAUAUAGGAGACGAGUGUGAAGUAGAAACGGAUUCAGCAUUACAGAAGACAAACAGUCAAAACAGUAAAGAUUCUCUACGACAGCGGGAGAAAGGCAGUAAUAUAAAAGACAACACAAAACAAAAAGAAAUCUCUAAAAAAUCUUCCAAUGAAGUUUCAAAUUCACAGCCAAUAAAAAUCAGUGGAUAUUUAAAUUUACUAGCUAAUGUUAUAGACAAUUACACUCAUGGGCUGGCUAUAGGAGGCAGUUUCCUGGUCAGCAGUAAGGUGGGUGCCAUUACCACAUUUGCCAUACUUUUACAUGAAGUUCCUCACGAAGUAGGAGACUUCGCCAUUUUACUUCGCUCUGGCUUUGACAGAUGGAAUGCAGCUAAAGCGCAGAUGAUGACAGCGUCUGGUGUAUUUGUGGGAACUAUUACAGCAUUUGUAGCUGAAUCAGCCAAGUCAGCAGGUGAAUGUACAGCAUGGAUUUUACCAUUCACAUCCGGGGGUUUUAUAUACAUAGCUCUGGUUACUGUGGUACCGGAUCUUCUGGAGGAAAAACACGGCAGGGAGUCUGUGAAGCAGGUGCUAUGUCUGUGUGCAGGGAUCUGUUCUAUGGCCCUUGUGUCCCUCAUCCACUGAUCACAUCAAAGGGAAAUAACUCCAGACUGAAAACCAGGGUCAAAGUCCAGCGAAAGUCUCCAGCAAAUGUCCUAGGUCAUCAUCAACAUUCAAUUCCUAACUCUAAUGAAAAAUGGAAACAACUGAAUAUGGGUCAAAGUCCAAUGAAGGACUCCAGCAAGUGACCUUUGUCAAAUUAUUAUUGAUGUUCCAAUCCCACCUCUGACGAAAUACGGAAACAAGUAUGGACUGAAAACUAAGGUCAAGGCCAGGGAAGGAAAUGGCCUAAGUCAAAUUAUCAUUUGUCCCACCAUUUAUAAUAUACCAUUAUACUGAAAAUUAUGCUGACUUAAAGCUAGAGUCAAACUCCGUCGAAAUAAUAUACCAUUAUACUGAAACUUAUACUGACUUAAAGCUAAGGUCAACUCCAUUAAACUAAUAUACCAUUAUACUGAAACUUAUACUGAAUUAAAGAUGGGGUCAAACUCCAUUGAAGAACUCAUCAACAACCAAGGUCAAAUCAGCAUUAAUGUCUAAGUCCCACCUCUUAUCAAAUACCUCAUACCAGUUUAUUGAGGUCAUCAUCUUGUUUGUGACCAGCACUGUCCAUUGAUGGUUCUGUCUGCACUUUCUGUUGAUUCUGUCUGUUUGUAUUUAUGUUUGAGGCAAUCUAGUCAUAAUUCAUUGAUAAACAAGGUCAAGGUCAUUUAGUGACGUUCAGUAACAAUGAAGGUCAAUAUCGGCUGGUGAAAAUCAAUAAAAGGUCAAGGUCAUCUGAUGAAUAUUAAUACAAGUUCAAGGUCAUUACGUGACAUCAACAACAACGCUUUGAUAAAAUCUGUCCCCUGUAUAUGUUUAAGGUCAAUUUGUCUCUUUGGAAGAUUGACAGGUUUGCAAAGCUGAAAAUAAGAUGUUACCAAAUAUCUCCCAGAUAAUGAGAAUACAUGUACUGUAAUAUUUUACCACCUUGGGGGUGAAACAGGAGGAUCAGAACCUGUGAGAGAAGAUUAUUUGGUUGCCAAACACAAGGCUUUCUGUAAUACAUCAAUGCAAAACAAUGUUGACUUGACAUAAUUGACCGGAUUGUAUCAUUGUCAUGGCAACAGACAAUUGUUGAGAACCUGCAAAGAGCAUGUGUAGCUUGUCUCAAAUCUAAGGCGAGAUAAGGAAAUUUCACUCCAGUAAAAUUGUCCAGGAUAUGAGAAAAAUUUAUCUUGAACACAUUUAGGUAAAAGAUCCUUUUACUUGUACAUAAUAGAAACACAAUGACAUAAUAGCAAUAUAAAUCUAUUUCUAUUUCCAAUAAAUCCUUCAGUUUCUCUGUAUUACCUCCCCUGCAUCAGAAGACAAUUGGAUAAUCUGAUAUGCCAGCAUAUUAAUUCUGGUGUAAGUUUACACCACAUGUAGUGGAAAGGUUCUAGACAGAUCAGAGAAAAAACCCAGAAAAUUCUGGUGUUAGGUAGUAUGUCAGCUUUCUCUGUCUUUUGUACAAGAAAAGGCUUUCUCUAACGACCCUAAUAAAACCUCAAUGUUCUCUGUAAUAAAAAAUGAAGGUUAUUGUGUACUGUGCCAUAGAGGUUGUCUCCUGACAAUAGUUAUUUGUUCUGUUAUAACUGUAUUACUGUAUAAGCUUUUGUCUUCCAUGUUGAUGUUUGUGAGGUCUUGAUGCCAGAUUGUAUUAACACAAUGGUUGUUUAUAUCUAUGAUUAUUUUGAUAAAAAAAAAAAAAAUUUUGAAAAUAAUGUAUUUUUUGUCCGUUUUUGUUUAAUGUUAUCUUAACAUCAGAUCAUUUCAGAUCAAAGAUAAAUAUAUGACAGUUAUGAAAACAGACAAAAAAAUCCCAUUCAAUUUAGAAAGUUGUUCUGCUUUCAAUUAGUGAAAUGAAAAAAAUAUUGUUUUAUAUGCAUCUUAAAAUAUACUUUAUUUUAAGGGACACAUGUUCAACAACAAUUAAAAUGACAGCAAAUUAUACCUAGAUAAAACCUGUGUUACAUUGAUAUACCGGGCGGUACAUGAAUGAGUCCAGUAUUAUACCAAAAUGAAUUUAUAACUGUCCAUUAUGAAAAGAUUCUAGAAAAAAAAAUCAGAAGAAUAUUGUUACAAGAUAUUCUGUUAUGGAAGUCUCUAGUUACAGGAUAGGUCCCUGUAGCAAUUUAUUUUGGGUAGAACUUUCACGAAUUAUUUCUAAGAUGUAGAUUGUGAAGUGUGAUGCAGGUUCUCUGAUACUAAAUUUUUUUGAAUGGAAUUUUUAAGAGUUUUGGCAACAUUGUAUAUAUUUACAGAAAAAUCAUAGGACAUUUGUAUUCAUUAUUUUGACUCCAUCACCUGACCAUCAGUGAUUCAAGUUUGAAAUUAAAAAAAAAAAAAUAUUUUGAUAGAAUCAAUAUUAUAUAGAUCAGCUAUUAAAUUAACUGCCAACUUGUAGAUUCUGUGAUGUCCCUGGUGAUGGAUGUUAUAAGAGUUUGUUAUAUUUGUAUAUAAUAUUUUAAAGUACAGUUACUUAGGUUGUUUUUCUAUAGAAGAUUACUGGUUCUAUACUUAUUGAUAAGUAUCUUAUGGUUUACAUGAUCAAGUCUCAAAACUAGAGUGGAUUCACAAACAUCUAGGAAUAUUCAGACAAAAGAAUAAUAAUUCAGUUUUGUUCAUUGUUUAUGUCAAUCAAUAUAGAAAUUUAAAAGUUCAUUCUGCCAUUGGAAUACUGUGAAUAUAUAAAUUUUAGUGGUGAUCUUAUUUUCCUGCUCUUCACGGUGGAAUCAUUGUACUUAAAUAUAUAUAUAUUGCGCUACUUAUCAUUACAUGCAGAUUCUAUAUGCUAUUUAUAUUGCAAGUAGUGUGGAUAUGCCAAUUCAUUUAUGUUACCGGUCAAUCUGUUAAAAUUUGUUUAUAUGCUAAAAUUUGAGUACACAAAGACUUAAGAGAAGCAUAUUGACGGUAAUAUAAAGGCAUUUAGAUUUUUUGUUGAAAAGAUUGAGGACAUAUGACAUCACAAUAUCUCAAAGAAAUAUGAGGCAUACUUUUGAUUAUGUGAUGAAGAACAGUUAAAUUCUGUUAUGUCAUAGCAA